GGUUGGGUUUGUGGCGCGGUGAUUGGUUCAUCUUGACUCCGCCUUCCGUGCAUUUAAUUAGCAUCUCAUUAGCUGUUCGCUCGGGCUCGGGAGGCAGCCAACGCCGCCAGUCUGAGGCAGGUGCCCGACAUGGCGAGUGCUGUGCUGCCGAGCGGAUCCCAGUGUGCGGCGGCAGCGGCUGUAGCGGCGGCGGCGGCGCCUCCUGGGCUCCGGCUUCGGCUUCUGCUGUUGCUCCUCUCCGCUGCGGCGCUGAUCCCCACAGGUAAUGGGCAGAAUUUGUUUACGAAAGAUGUGACAGUGAUCGAAGGUGAAGUUGCAACCAUCAGCUGCCAAGUCAAUAAGAGCGACGACUCCGUGAUUCAACUCCUGAAUCCCAACAGGCAGACCAUUUAUUUUAGGGACUUCAGGCCUUUGAAAGACAGCAGGUUUCAGUUGCUGAAUUUUUCUAGCAGUGAACUCAAAGUGUCGUUGACAAACGUCUCAAUUUCUGAUGAAGGGCGAUACUUCUGCCAGCUCUACACCGACCCCCCACAGGAGAGUUACACGACCAUCACCGUCCUGGUCCCACCACGUAACCUGAUGAUCGAUAUCCAGAAAGACACUGCAGUGGAAGGGGAGGAGAUUGAAGUCAACUGCACUGCCAUGGCCAGCAAACCGGCCACAACUAUCAGAUGGUUCAAAGGGAACAAAGAACUCAAAGGCAAAUCGGAGGUGGAAGAGUGGUCGGACAUGUACACGGUGACCAGCCAGCUGAUGCUGAAGGUGCACAAGGAGGACGAUGGGGUCCCCGUGAUCUGUCAGGUGGAGCACCCUGCAGUCACAGGAAACUUGCAAACCCAGCGGUAUCUAGAAGUACAGUAUAAGCCUCAAGUGCAUAUUCAGAUGACUUAUCCUCUGCAAGGCCUAACCCGUGAAGGGGACUCGCUUGAGUUAACAUGUGAAGCCAUUGGGAAGCCCCAGCCUGUGAUGGUGACUUGGGUGAGAGUGGAUGAUGAAAUGCCUCAACACGCUGUACUGUCGGGGCCCAACCUGUUCAUCAAUAACCUAAACAAAACAGAUAAUGGUACCUACCGCUGUGAGGCUUCAAACACAGUGGGGAAAGCUCAUGCGGAUUAUAUGCUGUAUGUAUACGAUCCCCCCACAACUAUCCCUCCCACAACAACCACCACCACCACCACCACCACCACCACCAUCCUUACCAUCAUCACAGACACAACGGCGACGACAGAACCAGCAGUUCACGGCCUUACUCAGUUGCCCAAUUCCGCAGAAGAACUGGACAGUGAGGACCUCUCAGAUUCUCGAGCAGGUGAAGAAGGCUCAAUAAGGGCAGUGGAUCAUGCCGUGAUUGGCGGCGUCGUGGCCGUGGUGGUGUUCGCCAUGCUGUGCUUGCUCAUCAUUCUGGGGCGCUAUUUUGCCAGACAUAAAGGUACAUACUUCACUCAUGAAGCCAAAGGAGCCGAUGACGCAGCAGACGCAGACACAGCUAUAAUCAAUGCAGAAGGAGGACAGAACAACUCUGAAGAAAAGAAAGAGUACUUCAUCUAGAUCAGCCUUUUUGUUUCAAUGAGGUGUCCAACUGGCCCUAUUUAGAUGAUAAAGAGACAGUGAUAUUGGAACUUGCGAGAAACUCGUGUGUUUUUUUAUGAAUGGGUGGAAAGUUGCGAGACUGGGAAGGCUUGGGAUUUGCUGUGUAAAAAAAAGAAAAUGUUCUUUGAAAAGUACACAUUGCUGUUUGACACCUCUUUUUAUUUGUUUGUUUGCUUGUUUUAAUUUUUAUUUCUUCCUACCAAGUCAAACUUGGGUACUUGGGUUUAGUUUCAGUAGACUGCAGAAAAUUCUGUGCCUUGUUUUUUGGUUUUUUUUUUGUUUGUUUGUUUGUUUGUUUGUUGUUGUCUUUUUUCCCCCUUCUCUUUGUGAGCAUUUAUUUUUUCCGAACAAAUUUUGGAUCUUUUUUUUUUUUUUCAAAAAUCUCCCGUUUUGGAAUUUGCCUGCUGGGAUUCCUUAGAUUCUUCUCCCCAUUUCUGUUACUGUUUUGACUUUCUUUCAUUUAUUUUUGAGGUAACUGUUUUCUGUUCCAAGUUCAGUUUCAUAAAAGGAGAACCAGCACAGUUUAGAUUUCAUAGUUCAGAAUUUAGUGUAUUCAUAAUGCAUUUUUCUCUGUUGUCGUAAGAUUUGGGUGAACAAACAAUGAAAACUCUUUGCUGCUGCCCAUGUUUCAAAUACUUAGAGCAGUGAAGACUAGAAAAUUAGACUGUGAUUCAGAAAAUGUUCUGUUUGCUGUGGAACUACAUUACUGUACAGGGUUAUCUGCAAGUGAGGUGUGUCACAAUGAGAUUGAAUCUGUCUUUAAUUCUGUGUCUGUAGACGGCUCAGUAUAGAUACCCCAUGCUGUCCAGAAAGGUUUGGGGCGGGAAGGGUUCCUCCUUUCUAAUGCCCUAAACAGACCCGACAGGUGAGGUCUGUUCCUUUUAUAUAAGUGGACAAAUUUGAGUUGCCACAGGAGGGGAAGUAGGGAGGGGGGAAAAGACAGUUCUGCUCUGGUUAUUUCUGUUCCAAAUGAUUCCAUCCACCUUUCCCAAUCGGCCUUACUUCUCACUAAUUUAUAGGAAAAAGCAAGUCCAGGUGUUGUGCGGAUGACAGAAUGGGACAGGGUUGUUUUUUGUUUGUUUUCUGUUUUCUUUUCUUUCCUUUGUGCUCAGUUAGGAAGGCAGUAGGAUGUGGCCUGCAUGUACUGUAUAUUACAGAUAUUUGUCAUGCUGGGAUUUCCAACUCCAAUCCGUGUGAAACUUUCAUUCCUUCCGAUUUGGCUUGACAAAGGCAAGAGGUACAAAAGAAGGGCCGGUAUUGUUCUCACACUGGGCUGCUGGUGAUCUCAGUUCUCGAGAAGGUCAGAGCAGAGGUGGAAAAAGCAGCAUGUAGGGAUUUUUCAGUUACUUAAUCAAAACUCAAAUGUGAGUGUUUUUAUCUUUUUACCUUUCAUACACUAGCCUUGGCCUCUUUCCUCAGCCUUAAGAACCAUCUGCCAAAAAAUUCCUGGUCUUGCAUGAUGGCAGCCAUAGUACAUAGCUACUAAAAUCAGUUACCUUGAACAUAUCUUAGAUGGGGAGCCUCAGGAAAGGUACAGCCAAGCGACCAUUUCCAUUUUUUAAGGCAAUGUGGGGAUUUUCACUGAAAUGUGUAGGAAAUCUAGAAGUAGUCCUGAAGGACAAAGACUAAACUCUUACCUUAUGUUUUGGUAAGGCUCUAGACUCCAGAUAACAGUCCCUAUGGAAAGAUGGCAUCAACAAAGAUAGUUCUAUAUAUAUAUAUAUAAAUAUAUAUUAUAUAACAUUUUCAGUGAGUAAUUUUGGAUUUUGCAAGGUGCAUUUUUACUAUUGUUACAUUAUGUGGAAAACUUACGCUGAUUUAUUUAAGGGGAAAAAAGUGUCAACCCUUUGUUACUUGAAAGUGUGUUUAUUUUUCUUGUCUUUAUUUUAACCUUUGAUAGAACCAUUGCAAUAUGGGGGCCUUUUGGGAACGGACUGGUAUGUAAUAGAAAAUCCAUUAUCGAGCAGCAUUUUGUUUACCCCUUUCCUAUCCCUAGGCACUUAACCAAGACAAAAAGCCACAACGAACAUCCCUUUUUCAAUGAAUUUUAUAACGUGCAGCUCUAUUCCGAGCCUGUAGCACCCAUUCUGACCAUAGUGUAACCAUAUCAAAGGGUGAGAACCAUUUAGCAUGUUGUUGAAAGGUUUUUUCAGUUGUUCUUUUUAGAAAAAACAAAGACAAAAAACAACCAUUGCUCACAGAAUUGGCAUCUCAUUUUUGGAAGCUCCCAUCUUUCUGUUUUCGAGAAGUGUACAGUAGUGCAGUGGUCCUGAUGUAACUUUAUGGCUUACAAUGUUGACAUGUCUCAGGUUCAUGUGUUUCGAUUGGUGUUUUCCGUCUCAGGUAGAUUGCAAAGUGUAGGCCCCACACAUUGGAAAAAAAUAAUAAAACAAAGCAAAAACAGGAUAUUAUGGAUUUUAGUUGUAUAUUGGUUUAUGUAUUUUUUCUUAAGUAUACAGUGCACUGUUUGAAAUGUAUUGUUGAGUAUUACUUUGUACAGGUUGAUCACUUUUUUUAGAGUGAAGAAAGAACAAACUUGUUUUUUGUGUUUUUUAAAGGACUAUAAAAUAAUGAAGGAUGUAUAAUUGAUGCCAAAUAAGCUUGUUCUUUAGUCACACCAAUGUCUUACUUUUCCCUCUAGGCCAGUUCUGUUUUUAAGGUGUACAUGGACAAUGUUACAGUGUAAGAAACUCCAUAUCCAUAUGUCCCCAUGCGCAUUUUGUAUUGGUUCAUGUAUACCAUUUUUACAAAAAAAAAGGAAAAAAAAAAAGAAGUACUAUAAAAUAUCUGUCUUCUUAAUAAAAAAAAAAGUUAAUGUUACAAAGUGA
This is a messenger RNA of Octodon degus (degu), 4418 nucleotides long. It is a transcript of the gene Cadm1, whose product is annotated as cell adhesion molecule 1. The transcript is spliced from 12 exons. Gene Ontology annotation, molecular function: signaling receptor binding. Lineage: Eukaryota; Metazoa; Chordata; Mammalia; Rodentia; Octodontidae. Gene Ontology annotation, biological process: cell recognition; detection of stimulus; susceptibility to natural killer cell mediated cytotoxicity. Gene Ontology annotation, cellular component: neuron projection; synapse; plasma membrane. The record is from RefSeq and is a predicted model, not a curated record. Bases 130 to 1548 code for a protein of 472 amino acids.